AUGGGGGAUAUCCAGGGCAAAAGUAGCCUCGAUUAUCAGAGGAUGACAUGGGAUGCGUUGAAGAAGAGUAUCAACGGGAUUGUGAACAAAGUGAACGCCAGUAAUAUAAAGAAUAUAAUUCCUGAGCUUUUUGCUGAGAAUCUGAUACGUGGGAGGGGUCUGUUCUGUCAGUCGUGCAUGAAGUCCCAGUUGGCUUCUCCGGGCUUCACGGACGUGAUUGCAGCCAUGGUUGCUGUGGUGAACACCAAGUUCCCAGAGGUUGGUCAUCUUUUGCUGCGGAGGAUAAUGGAGCAACUUCAGGCGUCGUACAAGCGUAAUGAUAAGCCGAGAUUACUUGCUAUGGUCAAAUUUACUGCGCACCUGGUGAACCAGCAGGUGGUGCACGAGCUUAUUGCCCUUGAGCUGCUGGCAUUGCUGCUGGAAAAGCCGACUGAUGAUAGUGUUGAAGUUGCUGUCGGUUUUGUGACCGAAUGUGGGUCGUUGCUUCAAGAUCUCUCUCCUCGAGGAUUGCAUGGUGAGUUCAGAUUUUAUUUGGACUGCCUCCCAUUUUAUGUUGAUAACGAAAAACGGUAUGAAGAGCUGAAGGAGCAGAUUCUAGGUGAAGAAUCUGAGGACAAUGCCGAUUCGGAUAAUGAUGCAGAUUCAGAGGAUGAGGAUGAUGAAGAGUUUGAGGAAGAGGAUGAGGAACAGAUGAAGAUAAAGGAUGAGACAGAGACAAACUUGAUCAAUCUCCGGAGAACUAUCUACUCGACUAUUAUGUCUAGUGUUGAUUUUGAAGAGGCAGGGCACAAGUUAAUGAAAAUGAAGCUGGAGCCUGGCCAGGAGAUGGAAUUGUGCAUUAUGCUUUUGGAGUGUUGCAGCCAGGAGAGAACCUACCUCCGAUACUAUGGACUCCUGGGACAACGGUUCUGUAUGAUAAACAAGGUUCAUCAGGAGAACUUUGAGAAGAGCUUUGUUCAGCAGUACUCUACGAUUCAUCAACUGGAGACCAAUAAACUUCGGAAUGUUGCGAAAUUCUUUGCUCAUUUACUUGUCACAGAUGCAUUGCCUUGGCACGUCUUAGCCUAUAUAAGGCUGACCGAGGAGGACACGACUUCUUCUUCCCGUAUUUUCAUUAAGAUUCUCUUCCAGGAAAUAUCCGAGCACCUUGGGAUCCGCUUGCUCAACGAGCGCCUGAAUGACCCAGCAAUGCAAGACUCGUUUGAGUCCAUCUUCCCCAAGGAUACCCCCAAGAACACAAGAUUCGCAAUUAAUUUUUUCACAUCCAUAGGGCUUGGUGGGAUCACGGAAAACAUGCGAGAGUAUCUAAAGAACAUGCCACGCCUCAUAAUGCAACAGAAUGGGGACGUGCCGGAGCAGGAUUCAGAUUCUGAUAGUGAGAGUGAAAGCGAGACUGAUUGUGAAGAUCUGCAGAAAAGGAAGAAGAGAAGAAACUAA
Striga hermonthica is the source of this 1437-nucleotide messenger RNA. NCBI's taxonomy places the organism in Eukaryota, Viridiplantae, Streptophyta, Magnoliopsida, Lamiales, Orobanchaceae. The record is from the annotation of a GenBank genome assembly.